Tilletiopsis washingtonensis is the source of this 480-nucleotide messenger RNA. RefSeq names its product 60S ribosomal protein L23. The coding region runs from base 1 to 480 and encodes 159 amino acids. Lineage: Eukaryota; Fungi; Basidiomycota; Exobasidiomycetes; Entylomatales. The transcript has 4 exons. Gene Ontology annotation, cellular component: mitochondrial large ribosomal subunit; ribosome. Gene Ontology annotation, biological process: translation; negative regulation of translation. Gene Ontology annotation, molecular function: structural constituent of ribosome; mRNA binding. The record is from RefSeq and is a predicted model, not a curated record.
AUGUCGCAGGCCAUCGGCAACACCACGCUGGCGCUCACGCGCGCCUGGCACCUCGUCUCGGCGCGCGAGCGCGUGCUGGGCAAGCUGGCGCGCAGCAUCGCCCUCGUCCUCGCCGGCAAGCACAAGCCGCCCGGCCUGCACGACCAGAGCCAGGAUGCGGGCGACUACGUCGUCGUCACGCAUGCGCGCCACGUCGUCGUCACGGGCAACAAGGAGCAGCAGAUCGUCUAUCGCCACCACACCAUGUUCCCCGGCGGCCUCAAGGAGAUCAAGUACCAGACCAUGAUGGCCACCAAGCCCGAGGAGAUCAUCCGCAAGGCCGUCUCGGGCAUGCUGCCGAAGAACAAGCUGCGCGACCGGCGGCUCGAGCGCCUCAAGAUCUUUCCCGACGAGGCGCAUCCGUAUGCGGCCAACAUCGUGAAGCGCUACGACCUCGGCGACGCCUUUGCGGCGUCAAAUCCGCGCUCGCCGCAACAAUAG